UAUCUGUCUGUAGCGGCUCGCACGGACUGUCACUCGUACCAUGUGACUCGUCGUGUCACUCCCAGUGCUACAAUGUAACAAGCGGCCGCGCGCGGCUCACGGUGCUGCUCUUCUGGGGGGGGGGCUCUGUCACUCUGCAGGGAUCAACCUGAGGAGCGAAACUUUCUUGGACAGCCGUGUGUUCGCAAUGACUUUUCAUUUCUGACUUUUUCAUUUGCUGGACGUAAUUUACUACUCCUGUUCCUAAAUAAAUACAUAAUCUCCUCUACACGGCACGCGCGGACUGAGCGCGACAAGAAGGUAAUAAGAAAAAGAAAAAGGGAAAUAGAGACUCGAUCUGGAUUGUUAAAAGGCACUGGAGAAGGACGCCCGCGACAUGGACCCCGCGAAGCCGCGGCUGGUUUGGUUGCCUUGGAAACAGACUGUGCUCCCCUUGUGUCUGUGGCUUGUGUUGGGUGGGUCCGGAGGGCGUGCGGAGGAUGACGACAACUUCAAUGCAGAGUCAUGGCUCAGGAUGUAUGGUUACCUGCCCCAGGACAGCAGGAAGAUGUCUACAAUGCGCUCUACAGAGAUCCUCUCUGCUGCCAUCAGUGAAAUGCAGCGUUUCUACGGUCUGACCGUAACCGGAGUUCUGGACGGGGCCACACAGGAGGCUAUGAAGAGGCCCCGUUGCGGGGUCCCCGACAAGUUCGGUGGUCAGAUCAAAACAAAUGUUAGGCGGAAACGCUACGCACUGACAGGUCACCGGUGGAACAAAGAAUAUCUGACCUUCAGCAUCCAAAACUACACGCCCAAGGUGGGGCAGUACAACUCGUAUGAGGCAGUGCGUAAGGCCUUCAGCGUGUGGGAGAGCGCCACCCCUUUGCACUUUGAGGAGGUCCCCUACCAUGAGGUCAAGUACAACCGGCGCAAAGAACCCGACAUCAUGGUCUUCUUUGCUUCGGGUUUCCAUGGAGACAGCUCACCCUUUGACGGUACUGGCGGCUUCCUGGCCCAUGCAUACUUCCCCGGCCCCGGCAUGGGCGGGGACACACACUUCGACUCGGAUGAACCCUGGACGCUGGGAACCUAUGACCUCACAGGGAACGACCUGUUCCUGGUGGCCGUGCACGAGCUGGGUCAUGCCCUGGGCCUGGAGCACUCCAACAACCCCAUGGCUAUCAUGGCGCCCUUCUACCAGUGGAUGGAUACGGAUAGCUUCCAGUUGCCGGAGGAUGACCUGCGCGGCAUACAGCAAAUUUACGGGUCCCCAGGCAGGAGCCCCACCAAGGCCCUGCCCACUGUCACUCCCCGCCAGCCCAACCCGCCCCCACGGAGGCCUGACAGCCCCCGUGCCACAGAGCAACCUGACCACUAUGGCCCCAACAUCUGUGAGGGCAAUUUUGACACCGUCACCAUGCUCCGUGGAGAGAUGUUCGUGUUCAAGGGCAACUGGUUCUGGAGGGUCCGGCAGAACCGGGUCCUGGACAACUACCCCAUGCCCAUUGGGCACUUUUGGAGGGGGCUGCCUGGCGACAUUGAUGCAGUGUAUGAACGGAACGAUGGUCGUUUUGUUUUCUUCAAAGGGAGUAAGUACUGGGUUUUCCGGGAGGCGUACCUGGAGCCCGGUUACCCCCAGGAGCUUAUUUACUAUGGCCAAGGCAUCCCCUAUGAUAGGAUUGAGACCGCCAUCUGGUGGGAGCCGUCAGGUUUCACAUUCUUCUUCCAAGGAGACAGAUACUGGCGCUUCAACGAGGAGUCACGCACUGUGGACAGGGACUACCCCAAGCCCGUUAGCAUCUGGGGCGGAAUCCCCCCCUCCCCCAGGGGCGCGUUCCUCAGCAAUGAUGGAGCAUUCACCUUCUUCUACAAAGGCACCAAGUACUGGAAGCUGGACAACCUGCGCAUGAAGAGUGAACCGGGGUACCCCAAGUCCAUCCUGCGAGACUUCAUGGGCUGCUCUACAGACCCCAACCUGGACAAGGAAACAGAGCGCGAUGGUGGCCGCAAGUGGCCCAAGGUGAACCAGACGCCCUUUGACCCCAAUGCAAGGCAUGAUGAGGGUGGCAAUGGCACCGUUGAAGGGGACAGUGAGGACGGGGGAGACCGGGACGUGGACGUAGUGGUCAAAGUGGACGAUGGCAGGACGAGUGCAAUGGAUGUUGUCAUGGUGACGGUACCACUCUUCCUGGUGCUGUGCAUCCUGCUGCUCAUCUACGCCAUCAUCAACACGCUUCAGCGUAAGGGAUCCCCCAGGAUGCUCGUCCACUGUAGGCGAUCCCUCCAGAACUGGGUCUGACCUCUAACCUUUGGCUUACUGCUCUUCUCUUCCACUUGAGCAUUUCGCCCAAACGUGCACAGGCACAUAUGACACAUGGAUGCACUAUCUCUCUCUCUCUCUCACACACACACACACACACACACACACACACAC
Molecule: messenger RNA, 2413 nt
Organism: Scleropages formosus (Asian bonytongue)
Lineage: Eukaryota; Metazoa; Chordata; Actinopteri; Osteoglossiformes; Osteoglossidae
Product: matrix metalloproteinase-15-like
Exons: 10
Coding region: 377-2278 (633 amino acids)
Biological process (GO): proteolysis; extracellular matrix organization; collagen catabolic process
Cellular component (GO): extracellular matrix
Molecular function (GO): zinc ion binding; metalloendopeptidase activity
Source: RefSeq, a predicted model, not a curated record